UGGCUAGACAUUUAGCACGUACGACUUCUUACGUUUUGCUAAAACAGUGGUCUCUACGUAUAUCCGACUAUAAGUCCGCCCACAAAUGAUAAUGGGUAACGUUUGCGUUGUCAGCUACCUGGCUCACUCAUGAUUUGCAAUGAUUAAUCCAGAAGGACUGUAACAUGGAAGAGGUAACAACUCCUGUGCGAUCACAGCACACAUUCAGUGUUGGUAAUCUUCAAAAAUACCUGUCUGUCAAGUCGCGGGUGUCAAAUAAUGACACGUUAACAGUCAGACAGUACAGUCUAGGUCAGUCAAAUCCAACCUUUCUCAUUGAGACCCCCUCAAACAGAUAUGUUCUCCGGAAGAAACCCUCAGGCAUGCUGCUGCCUAGGGCUCACAGGGUGGAUAGGGAGUUUCAGGUGCAAAAGGCUCUUUUCUCUGCUGGGUUCCCCGUCCCUGAGCCCCUCCUGUUCUGUUCUGAUGUUGAAGUAAUAGGAACAGAGUUCUACUUGAUGGGUCAUGUGCAGGGCCGUAUAUUCAGAGAUCUUCAUCUCCCUGGACUGAGUCCAACAGAGAGAACGGCUGUGUACGUAGCUGCGGUGGAAGUGUUGGCGAAGCUGCAUUCUUUGGACUUAGCAUCACUGCAACUUGAAGGGUUUGGAAAAGGGCCUCAGUACUGCAAAAGACAAGUGUCCGUCUGGACGAGGCAGUACUCUGCAGCAGCUCACAGAGACAUUCCUGCCAUGAACGAGCUGUCCGAUUGGCUGAUGAACAAUUUGCCUGAGAAUGAUAACGAGUUCACGCUGGUCCAUGGAGAUUUCCGACUGGACAACUUGAUCUUCCACCCAACUGAGGCCCGUGUGAUAGCAGUGUUGGACUGGGAGUUGUCCACCACAGGGAACCCGCUGGUAGAUCUCGCCUACUUCCUCAUGCCUCAAUACCUGCCUGCAAACCUCAGCAUUAACAAAACAGUUGGCAGCUUACAGGGGAUAGAAGGUAUUCCAGCUGCUGGCGACCUUAUCUCAAUCUACUGCAGAUGUCGAGGAAUCCAACCUGCUUCUGUGCCACAGCUGAAUUUCUUCUUGGCUCUGUCUGUCUUUAAAAUGGCUGCGAUUGCUCAGGGGAUCUAUGCUCGUUACCUGCAGGGGAACGCCAGCGCGCCCAACGCCAACGAGUUUGGUCAGAAUGUGGAGCCUUUGGCUGAAAUAGCCUUGCAACUUAUAAAAAGGCCUCUCUCCGGUCCAACAAAAGACGGCCUGUUCCUUCAAACGGCCAAAGGCCGGGCUGUUCUGCAGCAGGUCAAAGACUUCAUCCGACAAAACGUGCUUCCGGCUCAGCAGGAAGUUGAGGAGUACUACAGUAAACACGCUCAGUCUCCACAGAGAUGGCACCCACCUCAAAUCAUAGAGGACCUAAAGGUGAAAGCCAGGCAGGCGGGGCUGUGGAACCUGUUCCUGCCUGCCAUCAGUGGACUCAGUCAGGUGGAUUAUGCCUACAUUGCAGAAGAAACUGGACGCUGCCUGUUUUCUCCUGAAGUCUUUAACUGCAACGCUCCAGACACUGGGAACAUGGAGAUCCUCCACAUGUUUGGCACAGAAGAGCAGAAGAAGAAAUGGCUGGAGCCUCUUCUGAGAGGAGAAAUCCGUUCCUGCUUCUGCAUGACAGAGCCUGAUGUUGCCUCCAGUGACGCAGCCAACAUGGAGUGCAGUCUUCGCAGGGAGGAAGACAGCUACGUUAUAAAUGGCAAAAAGUGGUGGAGCAGCGGUGCUGGCUACCCCAAUUGUAAAGUGGCCAUUGUGAUGUGUAGGAGCAACUCUGAUGGCAGCAGCAGACACAACCAGCACAGUAUGGUCAUCGUACCAAUGGACACUCCAGGUGUGAAGCUCAUCCGACCGCUCACCGUGUUCGGACAGGAUGAUGCCAUCCAUGGUGGCCACUUUGAGGUGCACUUUGAGAAUGUGCGCGUACCUACGUCCAACAUCAUUCUGGGAGAAGGCAGGGGGUUUGAGAUCGCUCAGAGGCGCCUUGGCCCAGGCAGGUUGCACCACUGUAUGAGAAGCGUUGGUGUAGCGGAGUUUGCGCUGGAGCUACUGUGCAAGCGAGCCGCAUCCAGGCAAACGUUUGGGAAAAAACUCUACCAGCAUGAAGUGGUUGCUCACUGGAUAGCAGAGUGUCGCCUUAUGAUCGAGCAAACCCGUUUGCUGACUCUAUAUGCUGCUCACGCUCUGGAUACACUGGGCAGCCGUGCUGCUCGCAAGCAGGUUGCCAUGAUCAAGGUGGCAGCAGCCAGAAUGGUCUGUAAGGUGGUGGACUAUGCCAUCCAGGUACAUGGAGGUGCAGGGGUGUCUGGAGAUUUCCCUCUAACACAGAUGUACGCGUACGCACGCACCAUACGCAUCGCAGACGGACCAGAUGAGGUGCACCUCUCCUCUGUAGCAGCUCUAGAACUGAAGGACCAGCUGAGGAAGAUGCAGGCCAAGCUGUGAUCAGGUGGCCUCAGAUUUAAUAUAAGAUCAUUAGCCGUUUGGGAUUAACUUAAAAACUAAAAUGAAAAGAAGUGGUAAAAGAUAAUUAGUCAAAUGAAUAUAUUGACUGUGUACUUCCUGUUUUACAUUUUGAAUUGUUUAUUAUUGUCUACAAACUAAAGUCAAAUUAAUUUUUCUAACCUUUGGAAUAAUUGCAUUAAGAUGGAAAUAUUCUAUUGCCUGUAGGUGUGUGCCUUUUGACCUUCUGAAGCCUUUUUUUCUUUAAGUCCUGCUUAUCAUGUGAAGUUGAAAUAAAGACUGAAUAAAAAUGAUUGAAUCAA
Messenger RNA from Austrofundulus limnaeus, 2791 nucleotides. RefSeq names its product acyl-CoA dehydrogenase family, member 11 (gene acad11). The record is from RefSeq and is a predicted model, not a curated record. Bases 165 to 2471 code for a protein of 768 amino acids. Lineage: Eukaryota; Metazoa; Chordata; Actinopteri; Cyprinodontiformes; Rivulidae. Gene Ontology annotation, cellular component: cytoplasm; mitochondrion. Gene Ontology annotation, molecular function: flavin adenine dinucleotide binding; acyl-CoA dehydrogenase activity. Gene Ontology annotation, biological process: fatty acid beta-oxidation using acyl-CoA dehydrogenase. The transcript has 20 exons.